This is a messenger RNA of Cricetulus griseus (Chinese hamster), 1123 nucleotides long. The record is from RefSeq and is a predicted model, not a curated record. Lineage: Eukaryota; Metazoa; Chordata; Mammalia; Rodentia; Cricetidae.
GAAAGCCUGCGGGGUGGAGACAUUUCAAUAGGGAAGGACAGCCAGCAAGAGGGCUCACUCAAACCCGCGUUUACAGGUCGGUAGAUCGAUGUGAGAGUCUCCAUGAACUUUGCCAAAUCUACAAAGACCGGUGAGAGUGUCGACGGUUAACAUUUUCUCUAGAAGGAAACAGAAGCUUUGGAUUCUGCCGGAGGCCUCGAAUGCACGGAAAAAGCAGUGGAUUCAUUGAAAUCAACGCUGCUACUGUUUCAGACCAACUCUGGCUCAUGACGGAGUCUCCUGAGAGCCCGGCGACGCCCACAGUCGUCUCUAGGGGGCCCCUUCUUGAACUGGUCUGGGAGUUUGGGGUCCCUGUGCGCUCCUGGCCACCCGCAGCCUGGACAAGCAAGGGAGAGACGAAGAACGCGCAGCGCGUGAAGCGGCUCCCACAUCGCAAGGGUUUCGGCUCUCGGGGAGGUCUGGGGAGAGGGACCCUGAGACGACACGGGAGUGGCGGCGCAGGAAGGGGCGCGGGGCCCCGCAGGGUGAGAAACUGGCCAGUGUGUAUGAGGCUCCAGGCUUUUUCCUGAACUUGGAGCCCAUCCCUGGGGCCGUGGACGCUGUGCGAGAGAUGAACGACAUGCAAGACACCGAGGUCUUCAUCUGCACCAGCCCACUGCGGAAGUAUGACCACUGUGUGGGCGAGAAGAACCUGGGGCCUCAGUUUUUGAACUGGAUUAUCCUGACUAGGGACAAGACAGUGGUCGUGGGAGACCUGCUCAUUGAUGACAAAGACACCAUUCAAGGCCUGGAGGAGACCCCAAGCUGGGAGCACAUCUUGUUCACCUGCUGCCACAAUCAGCACCUGGCUCUGCCCCCCACCAGGAGACGGCUGCUUUCCUGGAGUGACAACUGGAGGGGGAUUAUAGACAGCAAGCGAGCCAGCCUGUGAACGACCCUGAGGUGGGUCAACAAGAACCUACAUGGACAGUGGACAGGCGACAUUCUCCAAGCAGGGGCCACUGUAACCUCCACUGGAACAAACUCUGCCAUUUGGCCAAGAUGGCUACACGCAGGAGCAGGGCUGGACAGAAAUACUGGGGAACUCAGGAGGCUUUUAAUAAAAAUAAAAACUAAAAGCAAG